This is a messenger RNA of Beauveria bassiana ARSEF 2860, 993 nucleotides long. Its product is annotated as meiotically up-regulated 80 protein. The record is from RefSeq and is a predicted model, not a curated record. Gene Ontology annotation, biological process: regulation of cyclin-dependent protein serine/threonine kinase activity. The transcript has a single exon. Gene Ontology annotation, cellular component: nucleus; cyclin-dependent protein kinase holoenzyme complex. The coding region runs from base 1 to 993 and encodes 330 amino acids. Gene Ontology annotation, molecular function: protein kinase binding; cyclin-dependent protein serine/threonine kinase regulator activity. NCBI's taxonomy places the organism in Eukaryota, Fungi, Ascomycota, Sordariomycetes, Hypocreales, Cordycipitaceae.
AUGCCCGGAGGCGUGUGUGCCGUCCUCGACUAUGAGGUCGACAUGAUGGCCGAGUACGUUGCCGAGAUGGCAAUCCGUCUGGUCACUCCAGAGGCUACCGUCUCUUCGCCCUUCCGCAAGUUUGUCAGGCAGAUACUCACUUCCACGAGACUGCCGAGCACAACUAUCCUUCUUGGCAUGAACUAUCUUGCUAAGCGAAUCAACGCCAUGAAAGGACAGGGAGGGACCUACAAGGCUUCUGAGGGCCAAGUUUGGCGCUAUCUCACGGUUUCGCUCCUUCUUGGAAGCAAGUUUCUCGACGACAAUACCUUCCAGAAUCGUUCUUGGUCCGAAGUCAGCGGCAUCUCCGUCGCCGAGCUCAACUCUCUCGAGUAUGAUUGGGUUCAGGCUAUGCACUGGCGCCUCUAUGUCAAUCUCGACCUGAGCAAGGACUACCAGGCUUGGCUCGAUAGUUGGCGCGACUAUCAGGACAUGAGGAAGCGUCAAGCCGCCCAGGCCUCUCGUGACAGACUGGCCGCCCAGGUCCCGGCCAUCGAUACCGAAAUCACGCGCUACAAUACUUCCCGCCACUCUCCCAACUCGCGCUACCUUCAAGCCCAGGCUGCUGAGUACGAGCGAUACCAGUCACUCAAAGCUCAGCAACAUUACCAUGGUCGCGAUAGCAUCUGGCAGCACAAUCCAUGGAGUGCCCCACUCACUCCCCCCGAUUCGGGUUACGGUACGCCGGACUAUGGCAUGUCUGCUACUUCUACCAACGCACGGUACAAUGAGUGGUUCUCUAACGCUGCCACCCAGUACGCCAAUCGCUACCCACAACCAGCUGCCCCUAGCCAGUACUUUCCAAGUCGCCAGUCCGCUUAUCCCGCUUAUCCCUACCAUCACAAUGGCUGGGAGCACGGCAUGGGAGACUGCAGUUGUGCUGGCUGCGCCGGAUCCAUAAAGUCCAACUCGUACUUUGCGACUUCUGGCUAUGGUCAACCCGUAAUGGGUUAA